AUGUCCUGGUUCUCUCGCAGCACCGGCGGAAACUGGGGAGGGCGCUUCUCACCCUUCGGGCGACCAGGCAACUCACCAAAUGCCGGGGUCGUCAAUGACUCGGAUUUCUCAUACAUUACGAACGAAGAUCUGCGAAGGAACGGUCAGGCGCAAGCGCCUGAAAUCGUAGAUUGGGACGACAAGAACCCGGAGCGGGAGACAGACGUUCUCAUCUUCAAGAAUGGGCGCACAAACUAUCCCACACACUUCCCGGCGCACAGCAUACGGGAUGGAGAUCUGAAGAUUGGCACGGUGCGCCAAGCGGCUGCGAAGAAGCUAGGCGUCGAUGACCAUCGGCGCAUACGCAUGUUCUACAAGGGCAGAAACUUGAAGCACGAUGAACGCACCGGACGAGAGGAAGGCCUUCGCGGCGAUGGGAGUGGUAGUGAGAUUCUAGUCACAGUCGGCGAGACCCCGGCAGGCGGUCUGGCACCCGGCGCAGGAGAGACACAACGCGCAUACGGUAGCGAAGGUGAGGAUGAAGAUGACGACGAUGAAGAUGAUGUCGACUCGGGUGCGAAUACCACAAGCAAGAAGAAGUCCCGCAAGCGCGGCGGUAGGAAGGGUAAGAAGAAGAACGCUUCAUCCGCAAACGCAUCUGGCACUUCAACGCCUGGCUACACCACUGCCGGCGCGGGCGCGGAAUACCUCCCCAUCCCCUCGCACAUCAACGCAACCCCGCGCCCAACCUCCGCUCCUCCCUUGAAUACCAAACCCGCCGAACCCCAGACCCCGAUCGGCAAACUCGAUGCCAUCGCUAGCAAGUUUCACACCGAAUUUGUCCCCAUGUGCGUACAGUUCAUGGCUGGACCACCAGAGGACAAGGCGAAGAGGACGUUCGAGUACAAGAAGCUAAGUGAGACUAUCUUGACACAGAUUAUCUUCAAGCUGGAUGGUGUCGAGACUGAGGGUGAUCCAGACGCGAGGCUCAAGCGCAAGGCCCUCGUCAAAGAGGUCCAGGGCAUGCUAACCAGGCUGGACGAGGUUGGAAAGGCUGGUUAA
This is a messenger RNA of Alternaria postmessia, 1041 nucleotides long. RefSeq lists its product as uncharacterized. The transcript has a single exon. NCBI's taxonomy places the organism in Eukaryota, Fungi, Ascomycota, Dothideomycetes, Pleosporales, Pleosporaceae. The record is from RefSeq and is a predicted model, not a curated record. Gene Ontology annotation, molecular function: protein-folding chaperone binding. Bases 1 to 1041 code for a protein of 346 amino acids.